Messenger RNA from Rasamsonia emersonii CBS 393.64, 1275 nucleotides. RefSeq names its product Endo-1,3(4)-beta-glucanase. The transcript has a single exon. The coding region runs from base 1 to 1275 and encodes 424 amino acids. NCBI's taxonomy places the organism in Eukaryota, Fungi, Ascomycota, Eurotiomycetes, Eurotiales, Trichocomaceae. The record is from RefSeq and is a predicted model, not a curated record.
AUGGUCCUCGACGACGCGUCGCCGCAAGCCAGCGGCUUCGAGGAUGGCAGCUCCGCGGCGGACAGCUACAUGUCGACGCCGCUGCCGCCGCCGCCGGUCGACCCGGGCUCGCCGUUCGCGAAAUACUACCCCCUCGUCGUCAAGCCCGAGCUCAUCAAGCGACCGGGCAUCUUCACCAUGUACCUCGGGUUCGGCGGCCCGUGGUUCUGGGAAAAGAGCGUGACGCGGACGAUCCAGAAGCGCAUCGACAACAGCAAGGCGCUGCUGCAGCGCAGCCCGACGCAGAACGAGGUGGACGCGUUUGUCGAGAACGCCAGCCGUCGCGUCAUUCAGGCGCGCAUGGGCGUGCCGCUGGGCUUGCUGGUGGGCUGUGUGCACUCGUACUCGCGCAUCAGGACCGAGGCCGAUCUGCCCCGGGACAAACCGUUCGCGCGCGCGCUGUGGGAUUAUGUCCGCGUGGCGCGCCAUGCCGAUCCGUUUGGAUUGCGGAGUAUGUUCGGAUGGACCCUGUUUCGCGUCUCGACGUGGAUGUUUCUUGGUUCGUUGGUCUCGUCUAGCAUCGCGACGAUGAACGAGAUGGCGAACACGGUGAAGGAUCCUCGCCUGCGGCAGCUGAGGGAGAGAGUGGAAGAGCUUGCGCGGCGGAAGGUCAUCACGCGUCAGCCGCAGCAGCAGCAGACGCAGACGACGGCAGAGCGUCCUGCAGGAUCCGAGUCGCAGACGUCUGCUUCAGAGCCGGCAUACGGGCGUCCUGAUGCAUACUACGGUGGAUCCGAGGGGAAGGAGCAGCAGUUUGGAUCGUGGCGACUACCCGUGCCAGAGCAGCGCGAGCCAGCGAGGCAGCAGACGGAGUAUUCGAGCGGCAGCGAUUUCUUUGACGACGCCAGUCCGGUUGCGCCAGAGUACCAGACCGUCUCUUCGACAUCGUCAUCGUCAUCAUCAUCAUCUUCUUCUACCUCUCCCUCGUCACAGAAUGCGUGGGAACGCAUCCGCCAGCAAAACGCCGGCUUGUCCUCCCCGUCCUCGAAUCAGUCGAAUGUCUGGGCGACGAUAUCGCAGAAUGCAUCCUCGUCAUCGCAGCCGCAGCAGCCGCAGCAGCCGCAGCAGCAAACCCAAGACCGAAGCAAUGAGUCGUACGAAACAGAAGUGCAAGCCCGGCAGCGGGAGCGCGAGCAGGCGCAACGCGAGUUCGAUCGGAUGCUGGAAGAGGAGCGUCGGAUGUCGCAGGAGAACAGUAACACGGAGCAGAAUGGGAGGGGAUGGAGGAGGUGGUAG